AUGCGUGAUCAACCGUGCCAGUGUGGCUGCGGCUUGAAUGCUGCCAGCUCAAGCCGCAUUUCCUUUGAUGUAGCCGCCGCGUCGACCGGCAUUGCCGCUCGCGCAGAACGCCUAAAUGCUUCCAGGCGGUCUCGCUCGCUCGAGUUGCCUCUCUCCGAGCCCACUUCUCAGGAGAGUACGUCUGACGAGUCGGAAGCUCUCUGGCCCACAUGCAGCGGAGUUCGGAAGCAGGCUCCUUUCGCCUUGAACAAGAGCUUGCGUUCGCUGCCCACGAGUGGUGACAGCGUCUUGCUACUCAUGAUCAUGCUGCUUUGCUCGUGUCUCGCCACGGUCGUCGCCUCCGCGGUUCCUGCUGUGACCGCGAUGGGCGGCGUCGACAACAUUCUAGCUAUCUCAAACACAAGCAGCCUCGCCAUGCCCACCGCAACAGCUUCUCCAUCAUCCGUCGCUCAAGACGGCAACAGACAGCUCGCUGCUGUUGUCACCAACGCUGCCUCCUCCAGCGCACCUGCCAAUCAUAACAUCAGCAUCGGAGUGUCGCAGCCCGUCAUGUGCCAGCCCAUGAACAUCACUUUCGAUCCAAGCCGCGGUACGCCACCGUACACGGUCAUGAUCAGCUUCGAAGACUACUGGCCUGUUACGAUCGAUCUGCCCGCAACCUACGACGAUGCCACCAAGGAUCUAUGGCUCUACCAAUACGAUAUGCCUCUCUUCAACGGAAAUACGUCCAACCCCUCGUUGAUCGUCUCUGUCACCGACUCGACCGGUCUCAUGUCCAACUCUUCCAGCUUUGUUCAGUUGCAGAGUCCUGCCAACGGUGCCACCUGUACCGCCUUCGAGUACUCCAGUUCCUUCAUUUUUUACACAGAGCACGCCGCCUCCAUGUGUCAAGACUACGAAAUCUUUUGGAACGGCAGCUUUGCCCCUCCCAUGACCGCCAUCUUUCUGCCGGAGGCGGCUCCACCCAUUUAUGUCACCGCGCCAUCCUUGGGUUCGAUGACCAUGAACUGGCUCGUGGCCAUGGCCGGAGGCACGCGCUUCCUUAUGACCUUGGGCGAUAGCCGUACCACGAAUGGCAACGGCGGCGUCUCCAAACUCAACAUUGUCGCCCUCAACGAAUACGUCAGCAAUGACUGCAUUGCGCAAGCCAAUUAUCCGCACAAGCUCUUUGCUCCCACCACCACCGCAAGCCCUGCCAGCAUCUUCCCGGACGCCACCACUACGCUUGCCUCGCUCACCACCAGCGGCGGUAAUGUCGCCACCGUCACCGUCAUCGAGACCAUCAAGAACGGUCGAAGAGUCAAUAACAAAAAGGGAGGGCCCUCUACCGCAGCAUGGCUUGCCAUCAUUAUCAUUGUCUUUCUCAUUGUCGCCGCUGUUGGGGCUGCGGGUGGCUGGUUCUGCUAUAGGAGAUACCAGAAGCGAAAGCAGAACAUCCGCGCGUGGGACUUGCCCAAGGAUGAUCCUUCCGUGCCCUUCAGUGCCAAUCCCAACAUGCCGAUCGCUCCGGGUGUAUUCGGCCGCACCGUGACCGGGAACGACUCGAAUGAUGCCAGCGCACGCGGAACGAGGGCAACAGCAGAGCACAGCAGUGUCUCGGACGUCAGCAACAACGACCCCUUCUCUCUAUCUUCACGUCCCCUUGCACGCGCGCCUUCGGCUCGUGCUUCGCUGCGUAGCUGGACCUCUAGUGCUUUCGACCAUCUGCAGCUGGCGACUUCGGGCAACCAGAACGGCGGCCGCCAAUUCAAUUCAUCCGCUGACGACUACGCCAUGAUGGAGACCGCUGCUGCAUCUGCAGGGCUUGCUCUGUCGGAUGUUCGAGGUGGCGCAAAUUAUCGCUAUCCCCGCCCUCCUUCCAAUGGCUCUCGAGAAGGUUGGUCGCCCACCGAUACGGCCUCCCGUACGUUUGGCUUCUAUUCGGACGACCCGCAGGCGCUGGACAAUAGCGCCUACCGCGAUUUGCGCCUUCCUCAGCACCGCACCGGAAGUCCGCCUCUGGCCUCGCGCACGAUGAGCUCGGAUGGUGCCUCGACCAAAUCCACACGCGUUGGCCCUGGCCCCACUUAUCGCCCCGACGCGGCGUCGCAAGCGGCAUAUCAGGAUCUGCUGGCCAACAACAACACUACUUCGCCUGUCAGCGGUGUCGAGCGUACCUUCUCCUUGAGCGCCACUCGGUCACGGACGUCUGGCUCUGGCCUUUCGCCUACCUCGCGGACGCACGGCUGGGCAGAGAUUUUCGAGGGCAGCAAUGAAUCUACACAGAUUGUGCGCCACUCCGACGCUGGGCUCUUGCUGGACGACAAUGACAAUGGUGACGAGCUCAUUAACCUUGGGCAAGGCCGACUGAUGGAGCUACCGCCUGAGUAUGACACGAUCCAUCCGAGUGACAGCAGGUUGCAACAGCAGAGAGCUGCUGUCCACGCAAGGGACGCAUCUCGGAACGAAAAUCCAUUCGCCUCGCCCCAAAUAAGUCCCGUGCAAUCCGACACACGCGGCCUUGCUUCGAUCGACAUCUCGGACGCUGCUCUCCGCCGUCCGGCCGAGGUACACGCCGCAGAUCUGGUCGACGAAAACGAUGACGAGUCGGCCUUCUGGGCGCACUGA
This is a messenger RNA of Sporisorium graminicola, 2607 nucleotides long. RefSeq lists its product as uncharacterized. NCBI's taxonomy places the organism in Eukaryota, Fungi, Basidiomycota, Ustilaginomycetes, Ustilaginales, Ustilaginaceae. The record is from RefSeq and is a predicted model, not a curated record. The transcript has a single exon. Bases 1 to 2607 code for a protein of 868 amino acids.